Folsomia candida is the source of this 6292-nucleotide messenger RNA. Its product is annotated as C-Maf-inducing protein. The record is from RefSeq and is a predicted model, not a curated record. The transcript has 19 exons. NCBI's taxonomy places the organism in Eukaryota, Metazoa, Arthropoda, Collembola, Entomobryomorpha, Isotomidae. The coding region runs from base 2480 to 5485 and encodes 1001 amino acids.
AGUUGCACUCUGCCUCUCGUGCCGUGCGUGAGUGACUUUGUUGGCUUUCACCACUUACGUCCUCGAGAAAAAGAGACAUUUUGGCCAACGUAAAGUUCAACUUUUCGAAGCCUGGAAUAUUAAAAAUUUACGGAAUCCUAGUUUGUGUCAAAAGGAAACGAAAUUCGCAAAAUAUACAAAUCGGUGAAAGUUUCAACUUUCCCCGAUUGAUAGCAACUCCUCCUUGGUAUGAUGACGAUCCAGAUACAUAACAUGAUUUGGUGCAAAGUUUUUUUGUAAAGUGGGACGUAGUUAAAAAUAUCGAAUUUAUGAGAAACUGUCGACAACCAUCGUCAGUGAACCUUGAGAUAUCAACCACCUGCCCACACAGCACUGCAUAAGUUGGUCGGGCGGAAUUACACAAUCUGAGAAAAAGUGAAAUAACAAUGAUCACAUGCUGAUGAUAGAUAUUGGGCCUUUGUAACGAGCAAAGGCAGCGGCGGUGCUGCUUGCCGUGUGUGGCCGUGUAGAAAAACAAAGUGAGGAUAAGAAAUUAAUCAAGCACAACGAUAUAAUCGUUAAUCCGGUUGGAGCUGCUGUGCUACCUCGCAAAGUUCAUUAUAAAGUUGUUCUCAUCUCGCGAAGGUGAUACAAAGUGCGAAAAGUUGCAAGUUCAUGUGGGGCUCCCAUCAAAUUGAAGCAGAAGAAAGAUUAUUGAGCCAGUUCGCAUCACAAUUCUCAAUUACACUCACUCACUCUCGUCCGUUCAGUGCGGUGCAGUGCAGGAUAAAAUGUGACGCAAAUGCCUUAUCAUUAAAUAUUACCCACACACAAUCAUUACAUUGGAGCAAGUCAGGCAGGAGGAUCUAAUAAGUGAAUCGUAGUAGUGGGUUAAACGAUCAUACCAAACCAUAACCAUAAUUCAUCAUCCCGAUGGAUGUGUGAUGGAUGGACAUUUACACAGACGUACAUAUAGCGUGCCAUGGAUUUGCGCGUUGUGAAUUAAAGCGACCUUCUUCUCGCCAAAACCUACAGUUUUAACGUUUAUGUGCAUGACAUUCUGAACUCUUUCAGAGGCGGCGCAUGGAAUUAAUCAAGAAGAACAAAACCAAGACCAAGUUGUAAAGGAUGGAGUGCGUCCAUCUGCAAAAUAUAAUAACUUUUUCAUCGUUCUGUCCAUUCGCCAGUGUUUUAUGUCUUGCCAUAAAGCUGCUGCUGGGAGGAAAAUGUGUGUAAACACUGCUGAAUGUUAGUAUUUGUUUAAGGAUUGGGCCCGUUUAAGUUUAGACUUAUUAUUGGGUAUCUCCAGUUUAGCAGAGAUACAGUCGAGAGUUGAUCCUCUUCUUCAUUCGCUUCCGCAUCCAGUGAGUGGUGUGUUUGCUGUGUGUAACAGUUUCCACGUGGGUGUUGUGCAACUGGCUGGUGCGACGACAAAAAGCGACAACUUUCAUUCUCUCCCGUGAUAAAUAACAUGAAUGAGGUGAUGACUCUAAGCAGAUGGGAUAUUGAUAUCGUUUUUGGUAGUACAAAAGCUGGAUUUUCUGGAUUAUCCUGAUAAAGAAAAAGUGAGCUGAGGUAAUCUGGGGUGUCAUCGAACAAAAGAAGCGACGACAGAUAACUGCUUCUCCUCCGUUCGAGAUCCUCAUUUGCACCUUUGAGGAAAACCCCAUCAGUUCAAACGCGUUUUAUACCUGCACACAUCCCAACUCGACUCAAAUUCCUCUUCCAGCAAGACUAAUAAAAUAUUUAACGCCAGAAUACUAAUAAUGUGGUGAUAGCGAUAUGAUGAGCAGACUAUUUGAGACGGUGGAUUAUGUGUCUUCAGUAAUGUCAUAUCGGUAAAAGAGAGGUAGGACCAAGCCUGAGAUACAUAAACGACAUUGCCACCACACCUCGUGCAUAAAGUAGUAAUAAUACAGGAAUAAUAACAGCCGAGUGUUUCAUAACUGUGCCCGUGAGAGACUUGUGUACAUAUUCAGUUGAUGGGAUCCAUGUGGAUGGGAAUGGGCCAAGUUCUAAGCAAACGCUAUAAAGUCAAUUGUGGUUCCAAGUACUUACCGAAGGUUUCAAUUACAAACUACGACGACUAGCAUAAGGGAGUAGACACGAAAAGUAACGUCCACUAAUGCAAAGUGAGGUGCUGAAUAAUUCGAUGAGGGGCGUCAUUGUGAUGACACAUUUGACUUUGGGCAUGUUCAUGUCCACAAACUCGUUAAAUUAUUAUGAAAAUUGAGUAUGAUAGCACACCUGUCCGGAUUCCCAUGUAUGACACUCCCUGAUAAACGAUUCUUCUUAUUACUUGAGUCGCAGCAAGUGAUACUCAAGUUAUUUACGAUUUUUUGACCAAACCCAAAACAAAACGCCAGCAAGGCGCUACAUUUAACGGAAAAGUUCCGAAAUCCGAGGGACAAGCAAGAUGUUUUAUAACAAUGUAUGACAAAAGUUAUUAGCUGGUGUUGAUUCAGUUAGUUGAGGAUACAGAAGAAAAACAGAGAUUAACAUGGGUCACAAUGACGAAGAAUUGACGGUAGGAGAGUCAACCCCAAUGACUUCGCCGAGCACCCCGAGCACGCACAACUCCUCUCCAGUGGAGCAACCCAAUCUUUCAAUUAGCAGCAACUGCAGUUCCAACCCAAACAGUGGAACCAGCAGUAAAUUAUCCUCCCCCACUCAGGAAGUGAUGUCGGCAGUGGAGGAGGAGGGUCCAAUGAACGUGACCACCGGUCGAGAUGACCCAGAUGCUGACUCACAAAGUUCGACAAGCCCCAACAACUCGAGCUCGAUAUUUAACACCAGCACGGAUGUCGACGUUUCGGAAGAGGAGGUUGAGAGUGACAAACUAAUGCCGGCGAAUGUUACUGCCAGUGAAAGUAGUCAGUUGUCGGAGUCCAAGUCAACAACGGGGUAUGUUUGCAAUAGUCCUGUUAAAGAGGAUGCAGCGGCCAUUCUGAAGGAAAAUCAGAACAUCAAAAUCCGUCUUGGCGAUGAUGAGGCUGUCACACUGACAAAAUCAGCCGAACCGCUUCUCAAGGGAAAUUGCACCGUCGUCGGAAAUGUCACUCGUGAUGGAGGGAUUAAUGUCGCCACGACUGCGGACGACAUUGAGGGGACCGUUUCCUCCAGCUGCAGUAGCCGAGGGCGAGACUCGAAAAAGAAGAGCUUUGGCUUUCAAAGAUUCACAAAACUUAAUCUCCGCGUCUUUUCACGCUCCUCCAGGUCAACGGAACGUUUGGAUGUGGAGGAGGCUGCCCAAGCUAUGCUAAUGAACAACCAACUACAAAGUCCACCUGCUCCAUCCGUAAGCAAGUCGAGCUCAGAGUCCAACAUUCCCAUGUGUCACAACUCCCUUGACAAUCUGGCCAACGAUCUCCCAGCAUCCCGGUCCACCGACUCGAGCUGCCUCCUUCCAUGCCCCGGUGACAUGUUGGGAGGCGAACCCGCGGUGGCGUCCACUUCCGCCAGUGGUCAGAGUACCAGCGGAACCAGGGUACAAAGUAGCAGUGAGUGCGUAGCAGGAGCCUCCUCCUCCAGCAGUGACGGCAGCAGUUGUGGGGUCACGUCGUCGUCGUCCUCUUCUUCUUCUUCUGGGUGUUCCGCAGGACCAAAGUUCAAGCUGGUAACGGAAGGAGACGUCCAAGUGUGCAAAGUGAAGCAUGGGAAUAACCUCAUGGACAAGUUCAUCGGAUCAAAGCUGCUCCGGAGAUGGGAAACUCACCACAUUUACUUGAACGAUUCUUGCAUUUCCUCCAAAACGGCUGUGGGCUCCUUGUCAGGACCUGUUCCGUACUGGCAGAUGCAGGAAGUUUACGUGUGUGUCCGUCUGGACUCUAAAUCUCGAUACGUUAUCCGAAUCGUCCUUCCGGAUGGGUCGCUGCUGCUCCAGGGUUCAAAUUCUUACGUGAGAGACCAAUGGUAUUACUCCAUCUUGUGGAAGAAAAACAUUUUCAAGUAUCAGAAUUUGAUGCGAUCUUCCCGACGUCCAGAAGUGAUCUUGAAGGAGCUAAAGAGUUUGGUUGACUUUGCCACUACAACGCCACUCCAAGACGACUGCGUUUCUCAUGUUCCUAUUGAAAUCGUAUCCAACCUGCUGGACUCGGCGGGUGACCUUUUAGGGAAGAACCAGGCCGAAGAAGUGCUGGUGGCCCUUUCUCCACUCCUUGAGCGAUCUCACCCUCCGCCCUCCUUGUGCCGCUUCUUCUCACGGCAAUGUCGCGCUGGACCCCGCUGUCCAUUGGUGGGUCAACUAUUCACACCAGUCGUUCGUCGCGCAGUGGUUCGAAUGGACUUUGGGAAAUAUCCGUACAUGCGACGCUUUAUACAAGAUUUUAUCCAAGCACUCAACUGCCAUAAUGAUGGAGUUAACGUCGUUAGAAAUUUCGUCAAAAGCAUGCACGGCCCAGCCAGUAGUUGUCCGCAUCCCAGAGUCCUCUCCAAUCUAGUCUCCGUCUGCCUUGCUGCCAUGUUCCAAAUAUUCAGCAGCAAGCCAAGCAACCUUGGACUGAAUGCCGACAGUAUGAAAGAUAUUCCGUAUGAUGAACAGUUGCUGUGCUAUUUGGCCGUACUGGACACCAUAUCAGAGUUUGAAGACUGGAGGCCAAGCCUGGCACAACUGUUGCAACCCAUCCCCUUUCCAGAGGAGGCCUUAUCAAACUCAUUCUUCACACGGAGCCUGUCUUCCGUGAUAAGAAGGAUCGGGACGGACCAUCGGUGUGAUGUUCAUCAAAUGGUGCUGGGCAUUCGGGACGGCAAGGAGGGCUACUUUUCCAUCUUUUCGCCCUCCUUCUCCGGAUGUUCAGACGACGGAGAACUCUGGGGACUAAUGUUGGAACGUUUGCUAAGCUGUUGCCACCGUCGGAAGCGAUUUCUAAGUCAACUCGGGGGGAAAUUGUUGGGCAGCUGUUUACUGCUGGCCUUGAGGGAACAUGAAGCAGCUCAAGAGGCACUUUGCACUCUCCUCGAGUGGCAAAUCGUUCAAAGUGAUGACCAACGUGUUCAGAUCGCGACAACCCUCCAAAGCACGCCCACCGGAAGGGCGAAUUAUCUCGCUCUCUGUAGCAGACAACUUCAUCUCAAGGAAUUGCAACAGAAAGGGGGUCCACGAAAAUUAACUUUGCCCAGUCGCUCGACAGAUAACGACCUGGCGAAGCUCUUGAGUUGUGGCUCCUUUGGGAAUUUGGAAUGUCUCAGCCUUGCCUUCACCGGCGUGACCAGCGCUUGUGCAGAACAAUUAAUCAAACUGCCAUCCCUUCGCUACUUGAACCUUUGGUGCACACAGUUCGGUGAUCUGGGACUUGUCCUGAUAUCGGAACAUCUACCCAACCUCCAGGUUCUCAACCUAUGCGAGACUCGGGUCACGGACAAAGGGCUUCUCUCAUUAACAUCACUUACAAGUCUUCGAAAAUUGAAUUUGAACAGCACUCAUCUUUCGGCCCAGACGUUACAAAGUCUCAAAAUGAAGCUGCCUGCUUUGAAAGAGAUCGACGUGAGAUACACGGACGCCUGGUGAUUCCUUCCACCCGACGCUUAAUGUGCACCAUUUUUCACUUUAUCUUCAAGAAAACGUGGAUGCAAGGAUGAAUCUCUUGAUAGGAUACAAAUAUGCAUAAGUAAAAGUCUAACCUCAACACGCGAAAGUCGACUUCAGCUCUUUCAGGAACACGUGGAACUUAAAUCCGUAUGUUAGAAAUUAAUUAGUUGGAAAGUAAUGCGUUCAAUUGUCGUCAAACAUGACUCGAAACGUACAAGCUGUUUUCCUGAGUCUUGCGGUUUUGCAGAUGUGUAUACUUACUUGUUAGUAACUAUGUAUGUACAUAUGUGUAUGCGUUAUAUGUAUGCCGUUGUAAGCAAGUGUUAGAUGACCGUGCAGGAAUUAUAAUUAGGAAAUUAAUGUGAAAUCAAUUAAAUAUUACUACUUACUGACUGAUGAUGAUGGAAACAAAUCUCAGUCGUGAUACUGUUGAUGAUACCACCACCACUGCGUUCAGGCACACGAGUGCCUUUUUGAUGAAAAAGGAAUGCGACAUUCGUCGGCUGCGGGUCAAUCUAGCUACAUAAGAGUCUACUAUACCUUCAGUGCAAUUUUCAGAACUGACUAACAUUGUCAUGAAAUUACUCUCUACCAAAUACAUUUAUUACCUAUUUACUUGUAUCAUCGUCUCUUCGCGUGACACCAAAUUUCCUUUUACACUAAUUAUUUAAGAAUAUUUAUGCCAAAAAAAGUGUAAGUCAACUAUAUUAGCUGUGAUAAGAAUAGUGUUUUCAACCCCAUUGUAUAAAAACGGUGAAAAUAAAAAUAUGAUACAAUCCAAAGCUU